AUGGCUUUUUAUCGCACUCACGAACUAUUCUCCCUUGUUUCACUCAUCUUUGUUUUGCUAGCCACAAAUGUUCACGCACUGUCCUUUAAUUUCCCCAAGUUCACUUCUGGUAACUCUGCUAUCACCCUCCAAGGGGAUGCCAAGAUUAUAGACAAUGGUGUCUUGGCACUCACCAAUAGUACACAAAUUCCUCCAACUACAACUUACCAAACUGUAGGUCGUGCCUUAUAUACAACACCCGUGCCCCUUUGGGACAGUGCUACCGGCAAUGUUGCCAGUUUUGUCACUUCCUUUUCUUUCGUGAUAGAGAACCCGUCUGGACGUUCUCCAACUGAUGGACUGAUCUUUUUCAUUGCACCACCAGACACUGUCAUUCCAGACAACUCAAACAGUCAAUUUCUGGGAGUCGUUAAUAGUAAAUCUUCAAUAAAUCGAUUUGUUGGUGUAGAGUUUGACCUUUAUCCCAAUCCUUUCGAUCCCUAUAUGACUCAUAUUGGAAUUGACAUCAACUCUUUAAUUUCGACCAAGACCGUGAGAUAUAACUAUCUGAGUGGUUCAUUGACUAACGUAACUAUAAUCUAUGACUCUCCUUCUAACACAUUGACUGCUGUUGUCACUUAUGCAAAUGGUCAAUUUUCUACCAUUUCACAAGAGGUUGAUUUGAAAGCUGUGCUCCCCAAAACCGUUAAGGUUGGUUUUUCUGCUACUUCAACAAUUGCUGUAGCACUCAACAUCCAUUCAUGGUCCUUCACUUCAAACUUGGAAGCAACUACAGGCAAUAUUCUCCAAAAAAUAUGA
This is a messenger RNA of Lathyrus sativus (Indian pea), 798 nucleotides long. The record is from the annotation of a GenBank genome assembly. NCBI's taxonomy places the organism in Eukaryota, Viridiplantae, Streptophyta, Magnoliopsida, Fabales, Fabaceae.